GCUCCAGCAGCAGCAGCAGCUGAUCAUGCAACGCCAGAUGCAGGGUCUGCAAGUGACUGGCGGAGCUGCCUCCGCCGGCUCUGCUCCGGCUCCGGCUCCGGCUCCGGCUCCGGCGGAGCCGGCCCAGAGCUCGGUUCCGAACGCAACGCCACGGCAGCCUCUGCCAGAGGCACCGCCUUCGCAGCUGCCACAGCCACAGCCGCUGCCCCUCCCGACUCCAGCGGCGCCUGCAGCUCUUCAGGUGGAGGAACUGGUCGAGGCCCAAUGUGCUGGUUGGGGAGACGAGUGGUUCCCAGCGAAGGUGCGAGAGCUCCUGCCCAACAACGAGGUUCAGGUCCUCUGGGAAGGCGAAGAGCCUUCCAUCUCCAACGUUCCUCUGCGCAUGGUCCGCAGACGAGGCUCAGGCGAUGCAAUGAGCGCGGAGCGAGCCAGCGCGGCUGAGCCGCUGUCCCCGGCUCCGGCCGGAGGUCGAGGCUCCUGCAGCGCGGAAAAGGCCCGCCGCGGAGGCUGCAUCCAGGACGGCCUGAUGCCCAGCUCUCCACCGUUCUGUUCACAGGAGACCCUGCGUAGGCGAACGCUGCGAAACGCCUCCACAGCCAUGGGCGACGAUGCGGGCAAGAUCUUUGUGGGAGGCCUCCCCAAGAGCUGCUCACAGGAAGCCUUGCAAGCUUGGGCCAUGCAGCAUGGCGCAGUGACCAACGUCGAGGUGAAGGUCGACCCCAUGGGCGUCUCUAGAGGUUUUGGCUUUGUCACCUUUCAGGACCCAACCGUAGCUCAGAACAUUGUUGCCAACAAGGACAACAACUCGAUGGACGGCAAGUGGAUAGACUGCAAGCUGGCCAUGCCACCAGGCUCUGCACCAGCAGCCGGUGCCAAGGGCGCAGGUAAGGGUUCGAUUGACCCGAACAACCCGAAGAUCUUUGUCGGGGCAUUGCCGAAGAGCGCCACUGAUGACUCGGUGAUGGCUUACUUCGGCCAGUUCGGAGCAGUCAGAGAAGUCACCGUCAAGAUGGCAGAAGAUGGUCAGUGCAAGGGCUUUGCAUUCGUGACCUUUGAGGACGUAGCCUCCGCCAAGCUCGUCUUGGACAACUACAACUCCAACAUGUUCGAGGGCAAGUGGAUUGAUUGCAAGCCAAUCGUGUCCAUGCCGAAGGGCAAAGGCAAAGCCUUUGGCAAAGGCUUUGGUGGAUUUGGAGGCUUCGGCAACGGUGGUUUUGGCAAGGGCGGCUAUGGCAUGGGAGGUUUCGGUGGCUACGGAGGUGGUUAUGGCGGCGGCUACGGUGGUGCUUGUGGUGGCUAUGGCGGCGGUGGCAAGGGUGGUUACGGCGGUGGCGGCUGUGGAGCAUAUGGAGGAGGUGGCUUCGGUGGAAAAGGGGGAGGGGGAGGAUACGGUGCAGCUGCGAUCGGAUACGGUGGUGGCUACGGAAAAGGCUAUGCCAAAUCCGUCGAAGUGGAGGGUCCUCUGAUGGAGUUCAGCUUGCGUCCCGGCAUGGAGUUUUCAGAAGCUUUUGCCAACCUACGCAGGCGCUUGGAGCUAGAGUUGAAAGAGGGCCGGAAGGUGUCGGUACGGCUGCGAGUGUUGAGGCCCCCGCCGGAGCCCACAUCGCCACCGCCGAGCGAGGCGCCGCCCGGCGAGCCGCCGCCUGGCGAGCCACCGGGCGAGCCGCCCGGCGAGUCGCAGGUAGCGCCGGUGCCGCCGGGGCCACCCGAGACGCCGCAGACGCCGCAGACGCCGGUGAUGGAGGCCCUGCAGAGGCCUGUCCUGCCAAAGGACAAAGGUGCUGUGCCGCCGAGCUUCCCGAGCGGGCCCCGAUCAAUGCCGCAGAAGGGCUGGUGGAGGCCGGGCUACGGAGGCUACGGCAAGGGCAACGGCUUCCGAGCGGCACCCAGCUGGACCUGA
Symbiodinium sp. CCMP2456 is the source of this 1900-nucleotide messenger RNA. NCBI's taxonomy places the organism in Eukaryota, Dinophyceae, Suessiales, Symbiodiniaceae. The record is from the annotation of a GenBank genome assembly.